Ceraceosorus guamensis is the source of this 1653-nucleotide messenger RNA. RefSeq names its product cytochrome P450. The record is from RefSeq and is a predicted model, not a curated record. NCBI's taxonomy places the organism in Eukaryota, Fungi, Basidiomycota, Exobasidiomycetes, Ceraceosorales, Ceraceosoraceae. Gene Ontology annotation, molecular function: oxidoreductase activity, acting on paired donors, with incorporation or reduction of molecular oxygen; heme binding; iron ion binding. The coding region runs from base 1 to 1653 and encodes 550 amino acids. The transcript has a single exon.
AUGUGGGCCGCAGUUGCCCUCGUCGGCGCUACCAUCUUGAUCGCCUCGCAGUCCGCAUUCAAGAGUCGAGGCAGCUUGCCUGCUGCGCCAGGACCUAACCGCACCCCCUUCUUCGGCAACGCUUUGCAAAUCGACAAUAAGCACCCCGUCGUGCAAUUCAAAGAUUGGGCUACCCAGUACGGCCCUGUCAUGUCGCUCCGCGUAUUUAGUCAAGAUAUUGUAGUCAUAAAUUCCGAUCAGGCGGCAAAAGACCUGCUAGACGCCAAGGGUUCCAUCUACAGCUCGCGCGCGCCGCCUUACUUUGGCUACAAUCUCAUGUCCAAGAGCAAACGCAUGGUCUUUCAUCCGUACGGUGAUGAGUGGCGCAAGGCGCGCAAGAUCAUGCACCGCCUCCUAGCGCCCACAGCGAUGUCCACGCAAGGCACAUCGCAGGAGCUAGAAUCUCGCCAGAUGCUCAAAGAGCUCAUGGACGGUGGGUCGCCCAAACAGAUCCUCGCUUCCAAGGAACGCGGCGUGUCCAACACGUGGCACUUUUUCGACAGUUUCAAGCGCUUCAGCUCAUCCAGUAUCAUGACGCUCUGCUACGGUCAUCGCUUCGUCAGCUCUUGCGACCCCACGAUCGUAGAGAUCUUCGAGGCGAUGGACACGCUAUCCCUCAAAUGUCAACCGGGCGCGUACCUGGUCGAUGCGCUACCCAUCCUGCGCAAAUUGCCCACCGCUCUGCAGCCUUGGGUGAGAGAGGCGAAAGAGCUCCACGAACAAGAGUGGAAGACGUGGGGCAGAUUGUUAGACCGAUGCAAGAAGGAGGUCAUGGAUGGCACAGCUCGCGAGUGCUUCAUCGGCGAUCUUUUGCGCGAAGGGGCAGCGCUCGAAACGGAGAAGGAGAGACAAGAGGCGCAAUUGACGGAUCUCGACAUUGGGUAUGCGGCUUGUGCUCUGCUCGAGGCUGGCUCGGACACUACAGCCAGCACAAUCGCGAGCGCGUGCCUGGCAAUGAUUCUACAUCCCAACGUACUUGCCAAGGCCCACGCCGAGCUGGAUCGCGUGGUCGGUUCGGAUCGCUUGCCAGCGCUAGAAGAUGAGGAGCAUCUGCCGUACGUACGGGCAUGCAUUAAGGAGACGCUCCGAUGGAGACCUCCAACCGUCAUGGGUGUUCCCCACGCGGUCGUGCAGGACGACGUCUACAACGGCUUCCAUAUACCCAAAGACGCCAUGAUCAUCGACAACAUCUACGCCAUGUCGCAUGAUCCCAAGCGUUUCGCCAAUCCAGAAGUGUAUGACCCGGAGCGUUUCCAUCUCUCGCACCCGGGCACGGCGGCCGAGUAUGCAGGAAAACGCAACGUCAAGGAGAGGGACCAUUUCGCCUACGGCCAUGGGCGGCGCAUUUGCGCAGGCAUUCACAUGGCUGAAAAGAGUCUGUACAUGGCCAUCACCCGCAUCCUCUGGGCCUUUGAUAUUGCCCGUGCAGACGGAGCAGACGAGAUUCGCGCGGACCCGCACGAUGAACGUUACACCGACGGCUUUGUCAGCUUUCCGAACCACUUUGGGGCCAAGUUUACCAUUCGCGACGACACCCGGAGGGCAACGAUAGAGAACGAGUUCAAGAACGCCAUUGUCACGUGGGAGAGCGAAGGUCUCGAGGCGGUCUCUUAG